GGAAAAGGAAGGGCCAUUUUGUUAAAAAGUAAGAAUUUUUACUUGCCCUCUAUAAAAGCUUGUAUUUAUUUUACUUUGAUUUACAACUGGCCAAAGCACAUAGUCAAUAUGGAAGUUUUAACAACUGAUAGUAUGAAGGAAAUGUACAGAGCUCGUUUUUGACCAGACAGAUCCCCCAUGUGGACAACGAUGGUCAGUGCAUGAUUUGGACAAUGGACCUUAAACACACAUUAUGUCUUCUACUAUGCACAACUUCCCUGACUAUUUCUGGUGUCCAUGGAAAUAAUGAUAACAACAAGGCAUACUUCUGGACUGAACAGAACCUCCCAAUUCUGCUAGAAUCAAAUACAGCAUCCUUGAUCUCUCCUUCAUUUAGUAAACAAAAAAGAGAUGGGGAGUCAGGAGAUUUCUGUGGUAUUGAAUGUCAGAGUAACCUACCGCCUUUGGACCAACCUCAACAAGAAAGACUUUUGGGAUAUGAAACUUUGCAUGAAAACGGCACAUGUACACACACAUAUAUUACUCUACUGGACUUUAACCAAAGCAGUGUGACUGACAACACGCAAGGAGGCCACGCACGCAGAAAGAGACAUGUCUAUGGAGCAGAUGGAAGAUUUGUUAUUUCUGACUCUCACUUCAUCACAAACUACCCUUUCUCUACUGCGGUUCGCCUGUCCACUGGUUGUUCUGGAAUCCUGGUAUCACCCAAACAUGUGCUGACAGCAGCCCAUUGCAUCCACAAUGGGAGGGAUUACUUAGAAGAUGCAAAAAAGCUCAAGGUUGGUGUUUUGCAGCUCAAGACCAAAAGAAGAAGAGGUCAUAAAAGGAGAGGGAAGAGAGGAGGGAAUUAUCAGAUUGUGAUGGAAAUUGAUGGACGAAAGACAGGAAAAGGUAAAAGAGGCAGCAGUCAACAAGACAAUAGACGAAAAGAAGAGGCAAAAAGAAUAAGGCGUAGUUUAAGUGUAAUAUCCAAAAAACGACCUGUGUUCCGGUGGACUCGAGUUAAAGAAACCAAACUUCCCCAAGGUUGGAUUUAUAAAGCCAGUCUCAAUAAUUCUUUAUCCUCUGACUACAACUAUGCUCUACUGGAGCUGAAGCGUCCCGUCAAGCAAAAGUACAUGGAUCUUGGAGUUAUGCCUGAUGAUACUUCAAUGGGACGAAUUCACUUUUCAAGUUUUGAUGCAGAUAAAAGUCACUUGGAUAUACGUGGGAAGGAGAAAGUGGUCUACAGGUUCUGCUCUGUGGCAAAGGAGUCCAGUGAUCUGAUUUAUCAACAUUGUGAUGCGCAGACAGGUGCAACAGGAGCUGGGGUGUAUGUGUGUCUGAGGAGGGAGGCAGGAAAGAAGGGGGGUAAGGGGAAGUGGCAGAGAAGGGUGAUCGGGGUGUACUUGGGGCAUCAGUGGGUGAGGGUGGGUAACGGAGAGCUGAGGGAAUAUAAUGUAGCUGUAAGAAUUACACCCGCUAAAUAUGCACAAAUCUGCCACUGGAUUUAUGGGGAUCCAAAACUGUGUAAAAAGAUAUGAACUUUCUUACACAGCAUAGACACACUUGUAUUUUAGUGCAAUACAGAAAAGUAAAUGACUGACAUUUCCUGUUAUUAUAAGAGGGGCUGGGACAUUUUGUUAUUCAGCAUGUUGUCAGUCCCACCAUAUCACAAUUAAAUAAGGCUCUGAUGCUUUAGUUGCAUUUUUAAAAAUAAAUUUCUAAGUAUAUGUGUUCUUGAGGAUUUGUUUGGUGGCAGUGGCUGUCACUUGUUUCUUUUAAGUAGGACUAUUUCAGUGGUGGAAAUUAAAAAUAGUAAAGUAUACUAUAUUUUAUUAAGUAUUUUUGUGCUAUAAAGAGCAGAGCAGUGACAUAACUGUAGACCCCCAACCAAAAACUUACAUGGUGGACCUUUAAGUAGGCCUGUUCAGUUUGUUAUGGUUGCUUGAAAGGAAAAGCAAUUCAUUCACAAUAUGAAAUACAUUUUUUAAAUAAUAACAUAACUAAAUAAAAUGUGUUGUUUAUGUGAUAAACAAUAGCUUUGUUAAUACUUUUUGUGUUCUUUUUAUUUUCUGGCUUUAUAUAUUGCAAAUAUAGCUUUGCGUUUUAAAAUGGAAAAUUACUGCUACAAAUCCAUAGCUUAGUUUUUAAAGU
Molecule: messenger RNA, 2136 nt
Organism: Boleophthalmus pectinirostris (great blue-spotted mudskipper)
Lineage: Eukaryota; Metazoa; Chordata; Actinopteri; Gobiiformes; Gobiidae
Product: inactive serine protease 35-like
Exons: 3
Coding region: 201-1523 (440 amino acids)
Biological process (GO): proteolysis
Molecular function (GO): serine-type endopeptidase activity
Source: RefSeq, a predicted model, not a curated record